Messenger RNA from Acipenser ruthenus (sterlet), 2714 nucleotides. RefSeq names its product alpha- and gamma-adaptin-binding protein p34-like. NCBI's taxonomy places the organism in Eukaryota, Metazoa, Chordata, Actinopteri, Acipenseriformes, Acipenseridae. The record is from RefSeq and is a predicted model, not a curated record. The coding region runs from base 88 to 1032 and encodes 314 amino acids. The transcript is spliced from 10 exons.
GCUUCCCCGCCGGGUCAGAGUGGAGUGGUUCUGUUUUAGGGAAUCAGCUGUGUGUGUGUGGACGGAAUAUCAAUCUGACAGGAAGAAAUGGCUUCAGCACCUUGCGCGCUUAUUACGAGCUGCGAUCCGGGAUUUGUGGAGGAGGAACUCGUUAAGCAAAUCAUUGCUGGUGAUGGUCUUUUAGGACCCUCCUCCCAGACUGGAGAAGUCAGAUGGUACCCCUGGACGAUAAACAACAAAUAUUACACGGCAGACAUCUGCCUGUGCGCCGUACCGAACAGAUUCCUCGUCACGUCUGAGAUCGCUGAGGGCGUGCAGGCUUUCAUUGUGUAUUUCGACAGCAAUACAAAAUCUGGCCUGGACGGUGUGUCUUUAUGGCUUCCCCUGGCAGAAGACUGGUCCCCCGAGGUGCUGAUCCUGGUCUGUGAUCGCGUGUCAGAGAAUGGUGUGAACAGACAGACAGCCCAGGAGUGGUGUAUCGCACAUGGCUUUGAACUGGUGGAGCUCAACCCAGAAGAGGUCCCCGAUGAAGACGACGACUUUCCAGAGUCCACAGGGAUAAAGAGGAUUGUUCAAGCCCUGAACGCAAACGUGUGGUCCAACAUGGAGAUGAAAGACGAAAGAAACCAGGGCUUCGGCCUCAUGAGCAGCCUGGUGGGUUCACGUCAAAGCAGUGGAGCUGCGCACAGCCACGAGCCACAUUCACACAGGUCUGCAGAUGGUGGCUCUGAAACUAGUUCAGAGGACAGCAGGAGAAAUGCUGCUCCAGACCCUGACACUCAGAUCGACACGCUUGUAGAUCCCAUGCUGGAUAUGGAUAUCCAGGAACUGGCCAGUCUAACCACAGGGGAUGCAGACGUGGAGAACUUUGAAAGAUUGUUUUCUAAGUUAAAAGAAAUGAAAGAUAAGGCAGUAACACUACCUCAUGAUCAAAGAAAGCUGCAUGCUGAAAAGGUCGCCAAGGCAUUCUGGAUGGCGAUUGGUGGAGACGAAGAUGAAAUUCAAGGACUGUCAUCAGAAGACGACAAUUAAAAAGCUGCUGUGAGAUUUUCAAACUGAGAUUUCAUUGUGGAACAACUCCAACUCCAGCACCUAUUUACCACCAUAAACGCCCUGAUCUAAAAGUAAAGAACAAGAACAAGUUUCAUUUUAGUGUCUGACAAUAUAGAGCUAAUGCUCUCCUGGAUCAACUAACUGUGUCAAAGCAAACCAGUAUCAAAGUGUUCCUGUCAAGGACACAUGCCUCCCGCCAACCACCUGUCAAGUCUUACCAAACUCAAAACUGGAACCGUGUUGCUCACCUGGCACCUCUUCUCAAUCAUUCCUGUGUUUAAAUGUUGUUUUUUAAAAUGUAGAAAUAGAUGAAUAAACAUGUAAAACCAGUGUAAAGAAAUCAUUGGAUUAUUUGUGGGGCUGGAGAAUGAAACAAAAUAAAUUAAGCAUUUACACAGACCAAAGAAGAGGGAAUCCUUCAUGACAGAAAUGGUGGAGGAGAAGUUUGAUUCUAACUGCUGUAGGAAGUUUCAUCAAGAACGACUGACCUCCAGGGAAUUAAGUAACAAAACACAUUGAAGAUGAACAAAAAUCAGAUUUGUUAAUAUGAUGAAAUGUAGAUCACAAAACACGACUGCAGUGAAUGGUUUUGGUGUUUCUGUGAAAUAAAUGUUGCUGUUUGUUUGCCUGCUGUGUGUGGCUCAGCAGUUGCAGCUGAGGACAGGAGAAAGCAAAACUGCAUGGGGAUUGGAUAACAGUCAACCAAUGAGAUUUAAACAAAAAUGUUUUAGCUGCAUGGUUAUUGGUUGAAACCACCUAUCCUGUUUGCUUGUGUGUAGACAAUGCUAUGACUUACUUUUUCAUUUGAGUGCCCCAGCCUCUUUCUGCUUGUAUUGAGAUAAUCAGGCAAGAACAGAGGAAGAAUCGUUCACAUUUUUGUACGCUACCUGAUCUUCAAUGCAUUGUAUCCUGAGGACUGCCGUAUAAAAGAAGACAGAACUCACCAAUAUACAGCAGAAGAAAACUUUCUGCGUGGUCUAUAAGGGUGGAGUAAAACAUUCACAACUAAAACCGGGUCUCUUGGAUUUCAUUACGUUAAUGUCUUGAUGAAAAGUUUCAGUUGCUUUCUGGAACCCAUCGCCUUAUAACAACCUAUUGUAGGAAGCAUGACUUUGUGAAAAUAUGAAGGUUACCUUUUUAUUGUUGAUUUAGAAAAUGGAUUGAUUGAUUGUGAACUUUGCUGUCUUGACCUGUGCAGUUCAUUACCCCAGGAGAUGAUGUCUAUCUCAUUGCUGGGUUUUGUUUUCCUGGUAAAGAAUUUAAAAGAAAUGGAUCUGACAGUUGCUGCCCAGGUAUACUGCAUAUGAUAUGAUAUGUAAAUCUACCGUACAGCGAGUCAUGACUAGAAACACUUUGCAUUGUGAUUAGACUAGAAUAUUGAAAUGAAACAUGUGUAACUAAAUUGACCCCACAAUGUUGUCUCAUUGAAAGGAUUGCUUACCCUUUGCUGGAAAACAACAAUGGCUUUUUAAUUAUUAUUAUGAUUUUUUUAACGUUAGGACUGUUUGGCUCACAACAUGAUAGCAAUGUAAUACUGUAGCUUUACAUAAACCAAGAUCAGUUUGUGAUUUCAUUAAAUACCCUGUAAGAGAGACACUGCUGCUUGAAUGCCUGUCAAAGCUGUUUACCAAUUAUAUAAAAAAUAUUAUUCUAGAACAUUA